AUGUCGCUUCUCACACGAGUUUUUAUUAUACUUUUCACGAUCAACGCUCGAGUGUUCGCGUUCGACGCGUCGUCCGUUCAAUUGAUUCACGAUGCGAUCUCGAUUUUGUUUCCACCUGUUAGAGUAUCGCUGUAUGUCUGCCAAUUCGAUCAAGACGAAGCGAUCGAAAUCUCGAAAAUGAUGUCUGCGUACGGAUUGGGACACGAAAUACACGGGAGUCUUGACCAGUUUGUAAAACGAUCACAUGACAAUCGAGAUCAUCAAAUUUUAUACGCGAUGGACCUCGAUUGCGAUUACACGAUUCCACUUCUACGAGUGGCGAACGCGAGUGGCAUGUUUAUGGCUCCAAUUAAAUGGCUUCUGCUUCGCGAUCGGAUCAGCGACUCGUACUCGAUUAAGAUAAAGGAAACGUUCGAGGAUAUGGCCAUUUAUCCGGACAGCGAGGUGAUUCUGGCCGAAAGGCUCGAGGUGGACGGGUCCACGGAAAUAAUUUCUAUUUACAGACCGAGUCGGUUUCACCGACCGAUAUUGGAAAAUCGAGGAAACUGGACGGCCACCGACGGUCUACGGACAGCGAAUUUUCACGCGGCCUCCAGACGAAGGCGAGAUUUACAGGGCACACCGAUGGCGACUUCUUUAGUGUUGACCGAUCCCGAUUCCAUCAACCAUUUAACUGAUUACAAAGACAAGGUAUUAGACCUCGUUGCGAAAGCCACUUACCCGAAUCUGCUAUACAUAACCGAGAGAAUGAACGCAACUCUUAGCUUUCGCGUGACGAACACUUGGGGCUAUCGGAGUUCGAAUGGGUCGUGGAACGGCAUGAUAGGGAUGUUGGAUCGACGGGAAAUCGAUAUCGGAGGCACGGCGGCGUACAUUACCCAAGAACGUUUAGGAGUGGUCGAUUACGUACAGCUGUACAUCCGCACCAACCCGUCUUUUAUAUUUCGUAAACCGCUGCUGUCGACUGUGAGCAACAUAUUCACGCUGCCGUUCGAACGACCCGUCUGGGCAGCGGUCGGCGUGCUUCUGCUGAUAGUAGUGAUCCUGCUGUAUCUAUCCUCCAAGUGGGAAUACAAACGCGGUUUCUCGGAGUACUGGAAACAAUUCAACUCGUCGGAGCUCACGCUCAGCGAUUGUUUUAUGGUCGUGCUGGGAGCGGUCGCGCAACAAGGAUACUCCUACGAGCCUUACCGUAUUUCACCAAGAAUCGUCACCCUGAUGCUAUUAAUAGCAGCUUUGAGCUUGUACGCUGCUUACACGGCCAUGAUCGUCGCCCUGGUCCGAUCGACCACCGAUUCCAUCAAAACUCCCACUGAUCUCUACCACAGCCCUUUAAAAGUGAUCGUUCAGGACGUCGUCUACAACCGAUACUAUUUCAAGCACUUUCAAGAUCCGGUGCGGAAAGCUAUCGUGGCGCACAAGCUCGAUACGGAGGGCACAGGUCCCUGGGUCUCGAUCGAGGAAGGAACACGACGUGUACGCCAAGAGCUAGUGGCUUUCCAUGCGGAAUGCAGCGCGGUGUACAAAAUGAUGCAAGAGACGUACCAAGAAGAGGAGAAAUGCGGAAUCAUGGAGAUGGAUUUCUUGAACAUAGUGUAUCCGCUUCUGGUGAUCCAAGCUCGGUCACCGUAUUCCGAAAUGAUCAGGAACACAGCCCUUUUGUUACGCGAAUCUGGGCUUAAGUAUCGCGCUGAGUACCGAUUGUUCACGGCGAAGCCCAAAUGCGAGGGGCAGAUGAGUUAUAUCAGCAUCGGAUUCACAGAAUCUUAUUUCGCGUUGAUGUCGAUGGGAUGUGGAACGCUGAUCAGCGUAGUCGUGUUCCUCGGAGAGUUUCUUUGGUACAAAAAGAUUGAGCCAAUGCUCGUCUCUGACCCCAUCGUGUCGUUUCGUGAUAAAAUUAUGAGAGAAACUUGGACAGACGAGGACAAGGUUCGGAACGAUAAGAUCGACGACGGUCUCACCGAUUCGACGGGAUUAGAUUCAACGAACAUCGCAUUAGAUCGAGGGUGCAGUCAGUCGAAUGUUUUGAAGCAACGAUACCAUGGUAACGGUGUAAGAGAGUCGACGAGGUAUCGCGCACAGUGUACAAGUACCAUGUCGUUGUUCAAGACGAAAGAAUGGUGGCGAACGAGAUGCGGGACGAACGAGACCUUCGACAGGCACAGCCUCGGCACAGCUGCGUUCUUCGGAGAAGAGAAAAAGGAUAUUCUGGUGGUAGGAAGCCACGAGGGGUAUUUAAGAAUGUACUGUCCCUCGUCCGAGUGGAACGACGAGACGAAAUCGGCUACUAAUUACAAAUCCACCGAUUUGAUGAUCGAAACUCGUAUUGCCGAUUGCAUCGUGGACAUCGGAGCUGGUAGAUUCGUCUCGGGAUCGCAGGAUCUGUGCCUGGCUGUAUUAACACCGACGAAGCUGAUCGUUUACAACGUGGUCCUGGCUGAAGAGUCUACUGAAUACGGAGAUCGUUGCGAUUUGAAAAUCGCUUACGAGCACCAACUGGCCAAGUUUCCGGCCUCGCUGACAACGGGACCGUUCGGAGGAGUCCGCGGCAGGGAUUUCCUCUGCGUUCAAUCUCUGGACGGCACGCUCGCUUUUUACGAGCAGGAGGUGUACACGUUCAGCCAGGUUCUCAAGAACAGACUGCUGGCCGAACCGAUCGUCUACGUCUCGCGAUACGACCUUUUCGUUACCGCGAGUUCAUCUUGGUCUCUAGAGUGUUACAGGUACCAGAGCAUGGCGGAAUGGACGAGAACCAGGGAGGACGCCGGAGGCGUCGGCGAGGAGCGCACGGCGGCCAGCCGCCUGGAGCCAGAUUGGACUUUCAACAUCGGCGAGGCCGUCCUCGGCAUCGAGGCAGUCGCUUUGACCAGCUUCGAGGUCGGGAUCGUGGUCCUCGGCGAGAGACACUUGUACUGUCUAAAGGACAACUGCGCUUCGAUUAAGCACGCCAAGAGGCUCGAGUACAAGCCGCUUUGCUUUCGCGCUUACGUCGUCGAACCGGACGGGAACCUGAUGGCUCUCGUAAUCGCCGACACGAGCAUUCUGAUGAUUUACGAGGGCAGCACGCUCAAGUGGUCGGCGCAAUUGCCUUUCGCGCCCGUCACCGUCGCCAGGGUUCAGCUUCAGAACUUGGAGGGCGUGAUCGUGAUUUUGUCGGACGACGGACGAUUAGAGGCUUGCUACCUGGGCUCGGAGCCGAGUCUGUUCGUCGCUCCGCCGCUCCAUCCGCGGGGUUACGAUUACGCGGCCGCGGAAAAGCAGCUGUCAGAACUACGAGCUCUUUUGAAGAAGAGCAAAGACACAGAGACGAAAGCCAGUGAUGCCGGAUUGGAUGCGGAACUGAUCGUUUCGCUGAACGCGUCCCCAGAUUUAGAGCCACGAAUUCGCUCAGCGAACGAUCGUCCCGAAGAGGAAACCGAGGCACUUGGACAUCGGCUCGCCUGCAACGUAACGAUAGAACUGUCCUCGUACGCGGCUCUCCGAGACAUCGAGGUCUGCGUCGACGUCGCUAAACCAUUAAUCACGACCAACGACUUUUACGCUUUACCAAAUCUUUGUGAACGGCACGUGGCGAGCACGCAGGUGUACGUAAACGAUGACUCGCCGCCGAUUUCCUCGGAGAUCGCGGUGACCGUGACUUAUCGUACGGACGCGGGUAUCCUAAGGGCGCUUCGAAGAACCAGUCAAUUACCGCUUAAGAUGAUGCUGAGAAAUUGCCCGCCCGAGAACGCGUCCACCUUCUCGACCGUAAUCAAAACCAACGAUUCCCUGCUUCCCUUCAGCCAGUUGUUUCCCGAAUUCAGCGGAGAUCAGAUUCAGAAACAAGGUUCGAACGCGGUGGGACUACGACACGCGUGCUCUGGUCACACGGUCACCAUCGUUUCCGGCAACACGAGUAACCGUUAUCGGGUGCAAUCGAACGAUGGAUUGUCCACGACUUUGGUCGUCCACCGGUUGAUCGACAGACUCAGGGAGAAAGGGAAAAGCCAGCUGACCGCGAACAUCGGCCAGAAUCAUAUCCACCUGGUGCAUCAACGGAUAGAGGCUCACUAUCUAGCUCGCCGUGAGAUCGACAGGAUUACUAACGAGAUCGGACUGCUGACAAGCCAGUUGAGAAACAUCGAGAGGAAGAUGCUGCGAACCGUGAGAGAACGGAACGAGAAAUCUUUGACCGAUACUGGACUGCCGUUCCUUUUCGACUCGACUUGCACGGCGAUCUUCGCCCUCCUCGAGGAACUCGCGAAAGCGACCGCGGAACGAGAGCGAACCGGUCGCGAGCUACGAUGCGGCGUAGCAUUGCUGUUGCUGUUGCUGCGACUCAACGUGGCCGAGGAAAAGUACGCAGCGUUGAACGCAGCCAUCGGCUUCGAAUCCUGUCUAGCCGAUCGACUCGGUUGGGAAGAGAUCGCAGAGACGGGACUGACGACUCUACUGAAAUCCGUCUGGGGAAAAUCCGGGAUCUCGGAGACGAAAUCGUCCGGUUGGAACGCGCUCGUUCCUAUCGCCUCGAGCAAAGAAUUGAACAAGUUGAAGAAACGUCUGGUACACGCGAUCGAGCGUCUAGACGGUUCCAGGGAGUCCGACAUCGUGGAAGUCGAGGCUACCGAAGGCAGCGAUUUCGUGCCCGCCUGACCAUCGCCACGACUAUUUCAUUCGACACGAGCCACGUGAAUCAGAUUUUAUUUUGUAACGAGCUAAUCUAAUAAAGCGAGUAACCGAACAACUAUCGUUUAUGAAUGAGUUCAUGAGUUUAUGACGAAGACGCAGGUGUCGCGGAUCCGACGAAGUGUUCGAGGAAGCGACCGCGAUGAUCGAGCACGUUGCUGAUCGUUAUGUAAGAUGAACAUCUCUCGCAUAAUAAAUGAAAUAACUAUAUGCACGCUCGGAGCUCGGUUGGCGACGACUCCGUUCGGUGGAAACAACGGAAGCAGGUGCCGGCAGGACAUUUGACGAGCGUCGAUUCGACGAACUCCGCGCGAUAAGCCACCGCGGUGGGAUCUUUAUGUAAGCGGGUUCGGGUUCUGAUUCGAAUUUUAUUAUCUGAACGCGGUUCUUCUAAACGACGAUGCACGCGGCACGGCGUCCGACAAAGACGUACGCGAAACGAAACGCGUCACGCGAUGAUUCAUUCUGGCGCCGCGUCGCGCCGUGAUUCUGCUUUUCCGACUCUUAAUUAACGCACCGAACGUGCAAGGAUUACGCCAAGUCCGAAAAACCUGUCUCUCGUCGUUUGAUUGACUUUGCAUCGGCAGUCAAAGUCGCUGGGUGUCUGCCGAUGUCUUAAUUGUCCUAAUUUCAAACGUCGAUCGAUGUGGCACGAAAUAAAUAAACGUAAACUCGAACGGAACAAGGGAAAAUAGCGACUCUCUCUGAACGAUUGCCCGGCAGAUCGAAGAAGACUUGACUUUGCCACGAGCCUCGUUUUUAAUUCAAUUCCUCUUACAAAAUCGGAUUUGUGGUCAUACGUUUAAGAUUAGGAGCCGGAUAAAAGGACGAAAAUAAGCGUGAAGCGAUCCGGUUCGGAAUCGGAGCACAGGAAGGAGGAAAAACCGAGUUUGUCACGAGCGGUGUUUCCUGCGCGAAACGAUUCGCUUUCGCGGUCGACGCAAGACGAGGAGCCGCCGACUCGUAACCGCCUCCGGAAGCGAUUGAUUGCGAGCGCCGCUAAUUAGCUUACUACUAGCACACACCGAUAAAGCUCGCCGCCUCGGCGAGCAAGAACGACCGAUUCUCGGCGUCACGCUAAAGCAGGAUACGUCGUUUCCGGAAACGCGAUCAAGAUUACGAGCGAACGCUGCAACCUUCUUUCUUUCUUCGUUAUUUAGUCGGAUGGCUGCGUCGCAGAAUCGAAUUUAUCGAAAUUAGACUGUAACGUAGGAUUUUUAAAACCAAUGGUUCGUCAUUUGUAAAAAAAAAAAGUACAAGUAACGUAAGCUUCUAUGCGUUAGGUAAUAAAGAAACAGCAGAAAUGUCUGUAUUCAUAAUUAUUUGAAUAUGAAUUCUUGCAUAAACACAACACACAAUAAAAAUUAUGCAGAAAUAAGAAUCAUAGGACACAUAGACAGUUGCAAGUCGUGUACAAUCCAAUAAAAAAAU
Ceratina calcarata is the source of this 6096-nucleotide messenger RNA. Its product is annotated as protein PTHB1. The record is from RefSeq and is a predicted model, not a curated record. Gene Ontology annotation, molecular function: ligand-gated monoatomic ion channel activity. Lineage: Eukaryota; Metazoa; Arthropoda; Insecta; Hymenoptera; Apidae. Gene Ontology annotation, cellular component: BBSome; membrane. Gene Ontology annotation, biological process: cilium assembly. The coding region runs from base 1 to 4632 and encodes 1543 amino acids. The transcript has 23 exons.